AUGUCUCAAACGAGUUAUUACCGAUCACCGUUUGGAGACACGACUUACACCAAAGUGUUCGUCGGAGGAUUAGCAUGGGAAACUCCCACCGAAGAAAUGCGUCGUUACUUUGAACAGUUUGGAGAUAUUCUUGAAGCCGUAAUCAUCACCGAUAAAAACACCGGCAAAUCUAAAGGCUACGGAUUCGUGACAUUUCGGGAGUCGGAUUCAGCGACGAGAGCCGUCGCUGAUCCGAAUCCGGUGAUCGACGGAAGAAAAGCCAAUUGUAAUAUUGCUUCUUUUGGACGGCCUCGACCAUCUCCUCCACGAGGUCGAGGACAAGCAGGAAGUCCGAACCAAUACCAGAGUGGAGGACCAUCAGCCUAUACAGGGUUGGCUGCACCGUUGCCACCAACUGCAGCCACCCAACUCAUGUAUCCGUCUUACGGGUACACCUAUCAUCCUGAUCAAUUUGGGUACCACCAAGCACUGUACAACUCACAGUUGCAACAAGCACAGUACUAUCAACAGCAGCAACAACUAUAUGGAGGGGGAGCAGCAUCACCAUCAUCAUCAUCCACAACUAUCAUGCCUUCUCCUUACUAUUAUGGUUAUUCUCUUCAAGCUCCUAGAGUACCAUACCAACAUCAUCAUCAUCUUCCUCAACCAUAUAAUCCUCAACAUCAUCAACGGUUUACUUCUCCUUUCCUUGUUUACCCAUCCAAUUCCUCUUUUGCCACUCCUCCCCAAGGACUACUUUCUCCUUCUACCGAAUCUGAAGCACCACAACAAGUAUCAGCAGCAGAAUCAGGUACUGAAGCAAUAACGACUGAACCUGAUAUUACAACAAGCAACAAAGAACCGAUCUCUUCUUCUUGA
Molecule: messenger RNA, 858 nt
Organism: Arabis nemorensis
Lineage: Eukaryota; Viridiplantae; Streptophyta; Magnoliopsida; Brassicales; Brassicaceae
Source: the annotation of a GenBank genome assembly